Messenger RNA from Arachis stenosperma, 922 nucleotides. RefSeq names its product protein LURP-one-related 4-like. The coding region runs from base 168 to 857 and encodes 229 amino acids. The record is from RefSeq and is a predicted model, not a curated record. The transcript is spliced from 3 exons. NCBI's taxonomy places the organism in Eukaryota, Viridiplantae, Streptophyta, Magnoliopsida, Fabales, Fabaceae.
GGCUUCUAGUAGCAACUGCUAGUAACUAAUAUAUAUUUGGGUUGGAUCGAAGUACUGUCAGCACGCCCAAUGUAGUGCACAAAACGUGCUUUAAUGGAAAAUAAUGACUCCGAUUCCUCCAAAGGCUAUAUGAAAAAAUAUAUAAUAUUUCAUUUUUUGAAUGACGAAUGGGGCAAAUGAAAACAAGGAAAACCGUAUUCACUAUUUUGUAUGAUAUAAAGAAAGACAUUAUUUCGCCGAUGACCGAUGUGAUUCCAAUGGCGAAGAAGGUUUACCCUGCGGCAGAGGCCUCAUGUUCUGGAAAAUACACAGUUUGGAUGAAAUCGCUUGUGUUCCACUCUAACGGCUGCACUGUGUAUGAUUCAAAUGGUGACAUCGUUUACCGCGUUGAUAACUAUGACAAAAAGGGAGCAACUCAAGUUAACCUUAUGGAUCUACGAGGCACACUUGUCUGUUCCAUUCACAAGAAAUUACUUACUUUUGGACGAUGGGAUGUUUAUAGAUGCAAUGGUUCUGAUUCCGAUUAUACAAGGCAGCAACAGAAAACGAAGAAGAAGCCAUGGUUUGAAGUGAAAACAAGUUAUAAGAUGAUGAUUACGGGAAGAGUAGCCAGUUGCCAAGUCACUACUAUAGGCUCCCAAAAAUAUUGCAUACACAGAAUCUGUAGCAAAACAUCAGGGUUUAUGAUCUUCAAUAUGAAGAACGGACACAUAGUCGCAAAUGCAAAGCAAAAGCAGACAUGUUCAGGGAUAUUACUGGGGAAGGAUGUUCUAAGGUUGGAUGUGGAAGGAGACAUAGAUCACUCUCUUAUAAUGGCCUUUGUCACUGUAUUUGCUCUAGUCUGCGGCUCAAUCUAAUCAAGUAUGUAAUUCAAUCAAAAGAAACAUAAAUAAAUAGUUACAAUAAAAGAAAAGUGGUGAUU